Camelina sativa (false flax) is the source of this 699-nucleotide messenger RNA. RefSeq lists its product as uncharacterized. Gene Ontology annotation, cellular component: peroxisome. Lineage: Eukaryota; Viridiplantae; Streptophyta; Magnoliopsida; Brassicales; Brassicaceae. The record is from RefSeq and is a predicted model, not a curated record. Gene Ontology annotation, molecular function: RNA nuclease activity. Gene Ontology annotation, biological process: regulation of gene expression.
CUCCGUUGAAAGAAUGGCCAGAGAAGAAUUCGCCAAUGUUCAAAUACACGUCUUCUGGGAUGUGAAUGAUUUCCCAGUCCCUGAGAAUCGCAGUAUACUUGAAAUUAUUGACUCUCUUCUUAGGAGAUAUGGUUAUAAAGGUGAGGUGUCAAUCACGGCUUAUGGUGAGAAGGAUCCUGAAGACAAUCCUCUGGAGAAUGGAAUCACCUUCGUAGCGAAAAGGGAUAAAUUUAACAGGCUUGAUAGGAUAUUAGUAGACUUUGCUUUGGUCGCAGCGGACAAUCACGAGCCCCAUCGUAUACCAUUAACUUUGAUGGUAGUCGCAAAAAACAUCAAGGAAGAGAAUGAGUUCCACGGUCUUCUUCAAAGUGUGAAUGCUGCAAAUUACAAUGUCUUGUUGGUUUUGCCUGAUGUGUACGACCCAAAAGAAGUGGCACUUCCUUAUGUUAACUUUGCUUGGCGUUGGACAAGCCUAGUAGAUGCAGGAGAUCCUAUUCCCAAACCCGAUUUUUUCUCCCUGUUAGAUGAAGGAGGAAGACGAGAGAUUUUAUGCGCAAACCUUUCUGAAGAUGAGGUGUACAAUGAAGACGACAGCGACGGCGAGGGGUUCGAGUACCACCACUAGCUAGCUGUGGCGGCUCGAUCUACAAUCAUGUUUUAUCAACCUUUUGAUUUCAAAAGGGCUCUGGCUGGUUUUUG